CCGCCGCGGGCAGCUGCGGCGCCUGCUGGAGCACGUGCGCCUGCCCCUGCUGGCGCCCGCCUACUUUCUGGAGAAGGUGGAGGCCGACGAGCUGCUGCAAGCCAGCCGCGAGUGUCGCCCGCUGCUGCUCGAGGCCCGCGCCUGCUUCAUCCUGGGCCGCGAGGUCGGCGCGCUGCGGGCCCGGCCGCGGAGAUUCAUGGACCUAGCUGAAGUGAUCGUGGUCAUCGGCGGUUGCGACCGCAAGGGGCUCCUGAAGCUGCCCUUCACUGACGCCUACCAUCCAGAGAGCCGGCGCUGGACCCCACUGCCUAGCUUCCCAGGCUACACACGCUCAGAGUUCGCUGCCUGUGCUCUCCGCAAUGACAUCUAUGUCUCGGGAGGCCACAUCAACAGCCGUGAUGUGUGGAUGUUUAGUACCCCUUGGCACACCUGGAUCAAGGUGGCCUCGCUGCUCAAGGGCAGGUGGAGGCACAAGAUGGCAGUCGUGCAGGGGCAGCUGUUCGCGGUGGGUGGCUUCAACGGCCUUCGGCGCCUGCGCAGUGUAGAACGCUACGACCCCUUCUCCAACACCUGGGCGGCGGCGGCACCCCUCCUGGAGGCCGUGAGCUCAGCGGCAGUGGUGUCCUGCGCGGGCAGGAUCUACGUGGUCGGGGGCGCCGGGCAGGACGGCCUCAGCACCAACAAGGUGCAGUGCUUUGACCCCAAGGAGGACCGGUGGAGCCUGCGAUCACCAGCACCUUUCUCACAGCGGUGCCUCGAGGCUGUCUCCCUUGAGGGCACCAUCUAUGUAGUAGGGGGCCUCAUGAGCAAAAUCUUCACCUAUGACCCUGGCACAGAUGUCUGGGGGGAGGCAGCUGUCCUCCCCAGCCCCGUGGAGAGCUGUGGCGUGACUGUGUGUGACGGGAAGGUCCACAUCCUUGGUGGGCGGGAUGAUCUUGGGGAGAGCACCAACAAGGUCUUCACCUUUGACCCCAGCAAUGGGCAGGUGGAGGCCCAGCCAUCCCUACAGCGCUGCACCAGCUCCCAUGGCUGCAUUACCAUCAUUCAGAGCCUGGGCAGGUGACUCAAACUUGAACAGCCUGAGCCAGGAAGCAGAGAAAGGAGGGAGAACUCAGGCUCACCACUGCUCCCCUCAUGGUACCUCCAUGUAAAUAGCCCCUUAACUUAUUGCCUCCUUCUUACAGAAAUAAAAUCUUGUUCAUUUUU
Molecule: messenger RNA, 1206 nt
Organism: Leptonychotes weddellii (Weddell seal)
Lineage: Eukaryota; Metazoa; Chordata; Mammalia; Carnivora; Phocidae
Source: RefSeq, a predicted model, not a curated record